This is a messenger RNA of Emys orbicularis (European pond turtle), 1077 nucleotides long. RefSeq names its product melatonin receptor 1B (gene MTNR1B). Gene Ontology annotation, biological process: G protein-coupled receptor signaling pathway. NCBI's taxonomy places the organism in Eukaryota, Metazoa, Chordata, Testudines, Emydidae. Gene Ontology annotation, molecular function: melatonin receptor activity. The transcript is spliced from 2 exons. Gene Ontology annotation, cellular component: plasma membrane. The record is from RefSeq and is a predicted model, not a curated record. The coding region runs from base 1 to 1077 and encodes 358 amino acids.
AUGCUGGAGAAUGGCUCGCUGAGGAACUGCUGCGAGCUGGGCGGGCGAGGGGGCUUCGGCUUGGCCGGGCGGGAGGCGGCGGCCCGGCGGCCGGCCUGGGUCGUCCCGGCGCUGUCCAGCGUGCUGAUCUUCACCACCGUGGUGGACAUCGUGGGCAACCUGCUGGUCGUCAUCUCGGUCUUCAAGAACCGCAAGCUCCGGAACUCAGGUAAUGCAUUUGUGGUUAGCCUGGCUUUGGCAGACCUGGUGGUGGCCUUGUAUCCAUAUCCACUGGUGCUCUUAGCCAUUUUCCACAAUGGAUGGUCCUUGGGUGAAAUGCACUGUAAACUGAGUGGCUUUGUGAUGGGACUAAGCGUAAUAGGCUCCAUCUUCAACAUUGCUGCAAUUGCAAUAAACAGAUACUGUUACAUAUGCCAUAGCUUUGCUUAUGACAAAGUGUAUACCUGGUGGAACACAAUGCUAUACGUCUGCCUAAUUUGGGUGUUAACAGUUGUUGCAACAGUGCCAAAUUUUUUCGUUGGCUCUUUAGAGUAUGAUCCGCGCAUCUAUUCAUGCACAUUUGUUCAGACUGCUAGCUCCUAUUACACCAUCGCUGUUGUCAUAAUUCAUUUCAUAGUACCUAUCACUAUUGUGAGCUUCUGCUACUUUCGGAUUUGGAUCUUAGUGAUUCAAGUAAGAAGAAGAGUCAAAUCAGAAAUAAAACCAAGACUGAAGCCGAGUGACUUCAGAAACUUUCUCACAAUGUUCGUGGUUUUUGUGAUCUUUGCCUUUUGUUGGGCACCACUGAACUUCAUUGGACUAGCUGUAGCUAUCAAUCCUUUGGAAAUGGCACCAAAAAUUCCUGAGUGGUUGUUCGUCGUAAGCUAUUUCAUGGCCUACUUCAACAGUUGCCUUAACGCAAUAAUAUACGGACUUCUUAACCAGAAUUUUCGAAAAGAAUAUAAACGAAUCCUAAUGUCACUGUGGAUGCCAAGGCUUUUAUUUCAGGAAACAUCCAAAGGGGGGACUGAAGGUCAGAAGAGCAAGCCUUCUCCUGCUUUAAACAACAAUGACCAAAUCAAAACUGAUACCUUGUAA